Aegilops tauschii subsp. strangulata is the source of this 3583-nucleotide messenger RNA. NCBI's taxonomy places the organism in Eukaryota, Viridiplantae, Streptophyta, Magnoliopsida, Poales, Poaceae. The record is from RefSeq and is a predicted model, not a curated record.
UGGAAAUAUCAUUGUGGUGCUUCUUGCUUCCGACAGUUAACAAUUGUGCAUCCUCUGCUUUUACCGUAUGACUUCUACCUUAAGAAAGCUGGAAAAAAGGCACUCCAUGUGAUUGAUUAAGUUUGCUGCAUAGUUUUUGUGCUCUGGCUUUGUCAUCUUACCAUAAGUAUUCCUUCCAAAAAAUAGUAUACAUGUGGAAAUGCCAAUCACACUGGAGAGCUCUAUCAUGAUUGUUCAGGCAGCCCCACCUGAAUUGUUUGUACCUUAAAUCUCUUACCAAUUAAAGUAGUGAUCUAAACACUCUUAUAUUUCUUUACCGAGGGAGUACCAAUAUACUGUUCUGUUUUCAAUGGCAGUGAGACACUUUCACCCUGUCCAUCUUCCCAGCCUAAAGAAACUCAUCCAAGUUAACUUUGUUACCUUAAUUCUGUCCACCUUAAUAAAUCUUCUUCAGCUUCCUUUAUAACAUAUGGAAUAUAACAGGAUAUCCAAGAAGCUGCUUUUGACAUAGAUUGCUUCCAUUCGACUGCUGUAUGUGCUUUUUAUCUGAUAAUAACUCAGUUCAAACUUGCCACAUGACAAAUCACUUCCUAAACAACAAUGUCCUGGGGGGUCUCCUCUGAGAUUAUAAUGAAUGUUGUAUCCUCAAUUUAUUAUAGUAUUCAAUCCAAAAUACUUCUCAUGAGUCAUGAGUCAUGAAUAUGACCCUUCGAUGAUUACAACUGUAUCACUAUCCAUAAGACACUUCAAUUCCUCCGAGUUUAAUGUUGCAAUCCAUAGCUCAUACUAUAUCAUUUAUCUUGUUUUCAAUGGCAGUGAGACACUUUUGCCCUGUCCAUCUUCCCAGCUUAAAGAAACUCAUCCUAGUUAGUUCUACUCUUUAGCUUCAUUUAUCGCAUUAAUUUUUUUUUCUGCGCCAGCAAAUAAGCAUAUAUGGAUAUUAAAGGAGAUCCAAGUGGCCGCUAUUGAGUAUUGACAUUGAAAUUCUCUAUGUGCUUUUAUCUGAUAACACAGUUGAAACUGGACACAUGGCAAAUCCAACACUGCCCUGAGUUGUCUCAUGUGACUGCAAUGAAUUGUUUGCACUCUCCUGAAUGUUAUGUUAUUCAAUCCAAAGAUACUUCCUCAUGAAUACCACCCUUUGAUGAUUAUGCUGUAUCACUAUCUGUGAGAUACUUCAGUUCCUCUGAGUCUCAUACUUCAUCAUUUAUCUUGUUAUCAAGGUGUCAGUACAGCACUAUAGCUUUAUCUUGACACAUGAUAUUUUUAUGUCAUUGCAAGGACUAUGGAGUACAGGCACAGCUGUCUAACUGGAACUAUUGUAAGCCACAGAGAAAGAAAAAAAAUAUCUGAAUGGAUGAAGCUAAAUCAAAAUUGUCCUCUUUACAAAGUUUUGAUGGACAGUGUGUCGUCCCUAUCAAUGUAAUCAUUGUGUGUGUGUGCAUGUUUCGGACCAUAAAGUUUCCUGAUUGGUUGGUUGCAUAGAUUUGGCUAUUAGUGAUUAUCUCUGAGAAUACGGAAGUGAUCUCCAUGCAUGUGCCGGUGCUACAGUCCACGCCAACUUGCCAAGCAAGGAACUCUGUGCCGGAUCUGGGGGAUUUGUGUCAGCUAUGUGACCAAUGGCAUGUGCAGCCAUAUGCAGCCUGAUCUCUGGUACUUUCCAUCUGCUCAGAUGCCAUGUAUUCAGUUGCCAUGUGCAUGACAUGUUAUCUUAAGAAAGAAGGGGAGCAACAGUUACUUCAGUUAUGCAUCUGGUGCAACAAUUUCCGCGCUGCAGGGGCAGAACUUCUAUGCUUAUUUUAAGAUGUGACCCUGGUUCUGACAGCAAUCUUCAUCUCGCUUGAGAUGCGUGGACAGAACAAAAGAAUUGCUCAAGUUCAGAUGCAGGUAUUGCGGCUGAUGUCCUGUGCUGUGCCUGAUGACCGGAAAGAGGUUCCAACUUUGUGGUAUACAGGCCAGAAGAGAGAGCCAUCUGAUUCAUACAUAGUAUAUCUACUAAAGGUGAAUGUGGACGCUACAGAACUGUGCUUUCAGGAGCUAACUGAACAUGGGAAUUGCAGAAUAUUGUGAAGCUUCAGCACUGACAUCGACACAAUAACCCCCAAAUCCAUGAAUGAUUACCAGAAAGAAAACAGACAAUGAUGAGGUCGAGGCAAAUCAUGGUGGUGGUUGCUCAGAUAAGCGGAGCAGAGCGGGCGCUGAUUGCUCAUCAUUAGCAGGGAUGAGAGAAUCUUCCAUCAGUUGGAUCACACUUUGAGAGGGCAGCAAUGGUGCUGAGCUUACCUUCUCCCGUGCAAACACAUGUCGAGCCAGUGAAGUGGAAGAAAAGUAAGUGCUUCUGGUUUCACUGCAGAAGGGAGUAGAGUCCUUCAGAGUAUGCACUACAUUUGCUUACUAUGGUAGUUACAGGUAAUCAAUCUGAUGAAGAUAGCAAAGAACUCCAAAAACUAGUGGUGCCGGCCCAUUGUCUCGCUUUGCAUUAGUUUAUCAUCAUCCUAAGAGCAGAGCAUAUAAAAACUUGGCUCCCAAGCUUAAACAAAGGCUCGUAUCAAGCCAUUGAUUAGAACAUCAGAGCUAACCCGUUGAACACGCUAACCCGCGACUCAACACUCGUCCAAUCCAACCCCCUAUAUAUUGUCAGUCCCUUUACAAGUCUUUGCACCAGGCUAAGGAGGCAGCAGCAGCAGCAGCCUGAGACAAGAGACCCACCCACACCCACACCCACACACGCACACACACUGGCAAUGGGGGAGCAAGGCAGGGCGAGCAACAAGAUCAGGGACAUCGUGAGGCUGCAGCAGCUCCUCAGGAAGUGGAAGCGGCUCGCGCUCGCGCCCAAGGCCGGCAGCAGGCACGGCGGUGGCGCCGGCGUCCCGCGGGGCUUCUUUGCGGUGUGCGUCGGGGAGGAGAUGAGGAGGUUCGUCAUCCCCACGGAGUACCUCGGGCACUGGGCGUUCGAGGAGCUGCUCAGGGAGGCCGAGGAGGAGUUCGGGUUCCGGCAUGAGGGCGCCCUGAGGAUCCCCUGCGAUGUCGAGGUGUUUGAGGGCAUCCUGAGGCUUGUGGGCGGGAAGAAGGAGGCAGUGUCCUACUCCUCUUCGGAGCAUGGGAUCUUGUGCACAUGAUGGUGGCCACUUGCUUUUCGUCGUCCAUUUGUUCCCAUUCUUGGUUCUUGGUUCUUCUGAGGGGAAGAGGAGAAAGCGUUCGUCACUGAUGAGCUUAACUUGUCCAUUAUUUGUUCCAUUCAUGGUUCUUGAUUCUUCGAAGGAGAAGAGGAGGAAGAGUUCAUCGUCUACGAGCUUCGAUGAGCUUCGGCGGUUUGUAUAAGAGGGCGUAAUGAAGGAGCCGCAUUCUUUUUGAGUAAAAAUUGAAGGAUUCGAAAUAAGUAUCUUAUCUUAGGUAAAAACUCCUUCAUAAAUAAUAAUUCACUUAUUCUUUGUUCUUCAGUUCCGUAUGUAAGGGAUAGUUUGACCUCUGUAAUCUGUCCACACUCCGGUUGCUUUCUUGCUCAACACUUGCAAUAAUGAGAUGUCUUUUGUUGUUGUUGCGAAUAUGCAAUAAUGAGAUGUCAACUCCAUGUGUCUCA